Messenger RNA from Arctia plantaginis, 870 nucleotides. The record is from the annotation of a GenBank genome assembly. NCBI's taxonomy places the organism in Eukaryota, Metazoa, Arthropoda, Insecta, Lepidoptera, Erebidae.
AUGUUUUUGAACAAUAUUAAUGUGUUGUGUUUGAUAAUAUGUCUUACAGAUUUUAGCAGGAGUCUUCCAUACGAUAAUUUAAACCACACGAAUUUAUACGGCAAUGAUUAUGGUACGAAAUGGAUCUAUUUUCCGAACGGUGAUGGUUUUCCUCAUUAUGUUAAUUUGAGGACGCCUGAAAAUGGUAUCAAGUUUGAUAUGCGAAGACCAAUUGAUGGUUUAAUCGAAUUUAGAUUAUACAUUGGAAACGACACGUAUAGUUAUAUUGAAUUGAAUGAAAUCGGACAACCUUACGAAAAAAUAUAUCAAGACACUACGAUGAUGAUAAUGUCAUCUCAUAAACCAUUAAAAAUUAUUACGCAUGGUUGGAAGUCGUCAGCAGAUAAAGAAGGCGUCGAAGACAUUAAAACUGCUUAUUUGGAAACCAAAAACGUCAAAGUUAUAACCAUCGACUGGAGUGAGGUCGCAGACUCAAUAUAUCCCUGGGUUGCCUAUCAAGCGAAGGGCAUAGGUGCUAAAGUGGCUCAAUUUAUAAGCGCUCUUCAUAAGAGAUAUAACAUUACUGGUAAACAAUUUCAUCUUAUUGGCCAUAGCCUCGGAGCUCAUAUUAUGGGUAUAGCAGCAUCCAGAUCAAAUUUCACUGUGGACAGGAUCACAGGUCUCGAUCCAGCCCGACCCUUAUUUGAAUACCCUUCGUUUAAACAUUUAGAAAAUUUAGACCCAUCGGACGCCGACUUUGUUGACGUUAUUCAUACAUGUUGUGGAGUUUUGGGUUAUGAAGCACCCACUGGAACAGUUGAUUUUUAUCCCAACAGUGGCUUCCCACCUCAACCAGGAUGUGGCAGUAUACAAAAGAUAUUUGGUUUGUAA